Messenger RNA from Sphenostylis stenocarpa, 246 nucleotides. Lineage: Eukaryota; Viridiplantae; Streptophyta; Magnoliopsida; Fabales; Fabaceae. The record is from the annotation of a GenBank genome assembly.
AUGGCUCACAAAAUGUCCAUGCUUCUGGAUCACAAACAAAAAGCACUGACGUCCGUGGAUCCUUCAAUAACAUCGGAAAAGGGUCCCAGAAUUUCAAUGGUAACAACAUUAAUAGCCAUUGAAACUAAUCGAACCUACUAUCAAUGGGCUGUUUCAAGCAACAUAACAUGUUCAAGUGUCGGAGAUAGAUGGUGGAGUUACCAAGGAUGCUUCUACAUGCUACUUUUCUUCUCGGAGGAGAAUUAG